AUGGAACAAGGAAGGUUUCUGGACGGGGAACACUUAGAGAAAUUUAAUAUAAAAUUGAAAUCGAAGCCAAAAGAUGGGGUUAUUCUUCAACUUCAUCACACAGUGCGAGGAUCGAAGGGGGAGAACCACAGAAUUCGGUUCUCAUCAGGCACAUUCAACGACGUGCACGAGAAGUUGGCGUGCGCUGAUAACUUAGGUAAUAUCUUCAUCUUGGACUUCGCCGACCUUAAAUUCUGGAAACUGAACAGCAUUGGUGCCUGCACAGCCAUACAUUUCGUUCCAAACAAGGAAGACUGCUUAAUAGUUGCAAAUGCGGAAAAAUAUCACAUCGUCUUCAUAGAUAUUGAGACUGGUAAAAUAACGUUGACUUUGGAAGGCCAUACGGCACCCAUUAAACACAUAUCUUUUUCCAAUAAUAAGGCCAACAAUCUUCUGACGGCUAGCCCAGUAGAAGCUAUACUAUGGGAGCUGCGAAAUUAUUCAAAAUACUUCACAUUGAAUACAUAUCUAGGGGCACAAAUACAACAGAUCCUUUUCACUCCGGGCGGCGAUUACCUAGUAGCUUGCUUUCAAAACGAUACUAUACAGAUAUGGAAGAAUGAGACUAUGAAAUCAGUGAAGCAGAUUAUACCCAGUGACUUGAAGCAUAUGAAAAACAUUGCUUUCACCAUGAACGGGCGCGCGAUGGCUAUGGCGGGCCUCGCGCCCACGCUGAUAUUGUUCAGUAUGGACACAUGGAAGGCAUUGAAGUCUAUCGAUUUGUCCAAGUACGGCAUAAAUGGGGCGCAACAGAUAGCGUUCAUACCGCAAGUGUUUGACGGGGGAGCUAAUAAAAUACUUGCGAUUCUCAGCAGUGAUUGUACUCUACGUUUACUGGAUGUUGAAAAUCUGGUCGUUGUGCAUACCAUAAAUCCGUCGUCGUCAGCCAUUAAAAGAUUUGUUGUGAGUCCAACUGGUAAAUACUUUUUGUGUAUCUUGCAAUUAGGUGAAGUGAAUGUUUACAACUCGUCAUAUGUAAUGGAAAUGGCACACUGUUCCACUACAGAAAUAAAGAAAGACAGUCCAAGUACUUCAGUGCAGAAGUACGUGCUCGAAGAAGAUACUCCUUCGAAGGACGAAGUAGAACAUAAAAUGAGGGUAUGCAUGGAUAGUGCUAGACUGAGACGAAUACUGAUGCAGUAUGGUGAAUAUCCCGAGAAAUUCAGAUCAGUAAUUUGGAAAUCUCUUCUUAAUACACCUAGGAACAAGCACGCCUAUGCUUCGUUGAUCGACAAAGGGAUUCACCCUGCCUUUAAGGACAUCGAGAGGCAGUUCACAAUCCACAGUUCUGCAACGUUGAAAAACUUGAAAAGACUGUUGUCGUGUCUCGCUCAUUGGUGUCCGUUGUUUGGCGUUAUGAAAUUCCUCCCUGGGUUUGUCUUCCCGUUCGUGAAAGUCAUUCAGAAAGACCCCUUGUUACUGUUUGAAUGUGUCGCUACGGUCUUAAUCAAUUACUGUCAAUUGUGGUUUGAAUAUGCCCCUUUUCCUCCAAUCAGUAUACUGGCUAUGGUCGAAAAUAUCCUGGGAGAGCACGAUCCGCAAUUAUUGAAUCAUUUCUGCGAAUUCGGAGUGACGAGUCAGGUGUACGCGCUGAAGAUAUUGGAGACCGCUUUCAGCGAAGUUCUGACCUGUUCAGAGUGGUUGAUCCUUUGGGAUCACAUCCUCAGCAAUGAACCAGCCUUCAUCCUAAUGGCUGUAGUCGCAUACAGUAUCGUACAAAAGAAUGCAAUAAAAAAACUGAAAACACAAGAACAAUUUGAUAAUUUCUAUCAUAUGCAGAAUCCUAUAGAUAAAAAACUUCUCUUGAAAAAAACGUAUAUUCUAUUGAACGAAACAUCAGAAGACAUUCAUCCUAAAAAGUUUUUCAAUCACUUCACGUCAUUAGAGAAAGGAGAUUGUUAUCAGCAGUUCACGGGCUACCCGAAAGCGACUAUUUGUAUGAAAAUGGCUAAGAAAAGGAGGCGUAAGUUGGUACCGCGUAACGACUGCUCUCUUAGGAACCUCACGGUGAAGAGUCAGGAGAAAAUUAUAAACGAGACACUGCACAGUAACGAAAGGAUAGCACCGAAGGGAUUUAACAGUGAUGAUAGCAGUACAGACGACUCCGGUGAGAAGCAUAACGACAAACGAAGGCAUAAUCUUCAGGUCAUCAGGAAAAACCACACGGAAACAAUAUUCCCAGUGUCAGUACACAAAAAUAGGCACCAGAAAUCGUCGAAAGAAAGCGAGCAGACGCACAAGCAUUCGCGAACAAAAACAAAGAAAUGGAUUGAUAAAAAGAGUAGGAUUUUAGAAAAAGAAGUGGAGAAAUUACUUGAGGCUUACACGAAUUCUGAACAGUCUGAUAAUUAA
Amyelois transitella is the source of this 2391-nucleotide messenger RNA. RefSeq names its product TBC1 domain family member 31. Bases 1 to 2391 code for a protein of 796 amino acids. Gene Ontology annotation, cellular component: centrosome. The record is from RefSeq and is a predicted model, not a curated record. The transcript has a single exon. Lineage: Eukaryota; Metazoa; Arthropoda; Insecta; Lepidoptera; Pyralidae. Gene Ontology annotation, molecular function: protein binding.